Molecule: messenger RNA, 2329 nt
Organism: Colletotrichum phormii
Lineage: Eukaryota; Fungi; Ascomycota; Sordariomycetes; Glomerellales; Glomerellaceae
Exons: 3
Coding region: 21-2273 (750 amino acids)
Source: RefSeq, a predicted model, not a curated record
AAGGCCUCUCUCCAAGUGCUAUGCACUCUCCUAUCUCGCGUUCGAUGCGCGGGAAUCCGAAUGCCUCUGAUGAAGAACACCACGAUCUGAUAGGACUGUCUCCUCGCCGCCCCGAAACACCCAUCGAAGAACAAUAUGGCUAUUCUUUUCAGGAAACCAGAAAAAUGUCUACAAACGACGAACAUAGGGCUUUCCUUGCCCCAAGCAUGUUGAACAUCUCUGGUCAACAGUCUUUACACCCCAACUCCGUCUCAGAGGUAUCCUCGCCGGACUCGGAACAAGAGCUUUCCAAGCAAAUGACCUCGAAGCUUACCGAGAACGAAUUCGCGAAUCAGAAACAGCCAAAUACACCACCAGACAGCGGGUUAACCAUAGAAUGGAUAUGGUCAGUGUGGUGGGUGGAGAUGUUCAGCAGCGUUCUAGCCCUGGAGUGCAUCUCUGCCAUAAUGAUUAUUCUGUCCAUUUACCGAGGACAACCUCUUCCACACUGGCCCAAGCUCAUAUCAAUCAACUCCUUAAUCGCCGUCUUCACGGCCGUUUUCAAAGCUGCACUCAUACUUCCUGUUGCCGAAGGCCUGGGACAGCUGAAAUGGAACUGGUUCGAUCGAUCUCAAACGCUGGGCGACCUCGUUCUUUUUGACAAUGCGAGUCGAGGGCCGUGGGGCUCAUUACUACUGAUGAAGAGAUACAUCCUGAGGCCGAGUAUUAGAGGAUACUUGGCAGGACUUGGUGCAUUCAUCACUGUUGCAGCCCUCGCCAUCGAUGCUUUCUCUCAGGCCACCAUCAGCCUCGGCUCUUGUAAUAUCACGGCAGAAUCUGGUCUAGCCCAAGUGCCUCGGACGAACAACUAUUCGGGCAAUCCCCAACGGCGCGACAGCUCCCUUGAUGCUGCCCCUAUAACCCUGAAUCAGAAAAUGCGGAAGGCUAUCAACAAAGGUCUUGUGGAUCCUCCAAAGGCUGGAGAACUCAUCAACUUCGACUGCACCUCUCGCAACUGCACUUUCACGCAAGAUGGCGGAGGAGGCUACUUCUCGUCUCUUGGAAUCUGUUACUCUUGUGACGACAUAACGGACCAAGCUGUCUUGAAGUUCUUCACCAACAAAUCGGCUCCAGCUAUCAACGUCUCGAUGUGGUCCCUUCCAUGGAGUAAAAACACAUCUGAGACGAUCCUCCAGCGCGAAAACGGUGGCACACUUCUGACGAUGAGGCCGACACCCAUCCAGACAUACCAUAACAGCUCGCCUCCCAUCUACAGCUUCGACAUUUUGUCGCUCACAUAUUCCAAGUGUGAUUCAUGCGGGCCUGGAAAUCCACCGGUGGCCAGGAAACCCUUUGCAGCUCAGUGCAGAAUUGACCCCUGCGUCAGGAAGUACAAUGCCACCGUCACUGAUGGAGUUUACACGGAAAAGGUUGAGGGUGACGUUCAGCUUCUGAAGAGACGCCGCGCAACUUUGGGUGACUCCAAAAAUGAAAAUGCCUUCGCACUACUUACGGAAUCUGUUUUGGUUGAUGGCACUGAGCGAAAGUGCAAAGUAGACGAAAGGGCGAACAAUUCCGUUCGAGUUGGCCUCCAGCAGGAUGAUCAUUUCCAAGAGAUCUUUGAUAACUCUAGCGAGAUCUCCCACUCAGAGAAUCUGAUCUGGAAGACAUAUCCGCAAGAAUGCGUCUGGGUAGUAGACCGGAACUCUUGGCAGGGGAUGAGGGAGACAAUGACUGAGCUUCUGAGUGGCAGAGUGAUGACACCAGAGGCCGACUCGUUUCAAUGGUUAAAUGGUUCCGUCUGGGGUCAGCAGCUGUUUGCAGCGGGAAACGCUUCGAUCUCUACGGUCAACAAUCUGGUUGCCGGGCUGGCCGAUUCAAUGACGGCUACCAUACGUAAUGAUCCGUAUGGAACCUCAGAAGAGUUGGGUGAGAACGUACCUGCUAAUCUCAAGGUGGCUACUGGACGUGUCAUUAUCACCCAAACAUGUAUUUAUGUGCAAUGGGGCUAUAUAGCAUACCCCAUAGCGCUUCUUGCUCUGCAGUGGAUAUUUUCGACGCUGGUGUUGAUUGCGUGCAGUCAGCGCAGAAGGACCGGGGACGGGCCAGACCGCGCAGUCUGGAAGUCCUCCCCACUGGCACUUUUAUUCCACGGCCUUGAUGAGGAUCUGUGCGUCAGGAGCCAAAAUCUGGAGACUGUCAGGCAGAUGAACAGCUUAGCAGACGAUGUCAAGGUUCGGUUAGUGCCGAUGAAGGAUUCGCAACGGAAAGGAUGGCACUUCGCAGGUGCCUAGACGAUAUAUAAUUAUAUAUCAUGUAGUAAUAAUACCGAGACGGCCGAAUUAGAUCC